This is a messenger RNA of Owenia fusiformis, 1717 nucleotides long. The record is from the annotation of a GenBank genome assembly. Lineage: Eukaryota; Metazoa; Annelida; Polychaeta; Sabellida; Oweniidae.
AGCAAAACAAACAUGGCCGUCCAGACAUCGGUAUGUCUGGUACAUUAAAGUCUGGACUCCACGCUAUUCUUGACUGAAAUCACUCGAAAGGAAACAGGAAAUCUAUUUGAAUGAUAUCGUAGCAUCAUUUGGGCGGAGAUAAGCAGUGGAUGUCUUAUAAAAACAGCAACUGUGACCAUGGCUUCUCUGGACACCGGGAUCGGGCCAAGUCUGGCUGGUGCAGACCGUCAACUUAAUGCACAAAACCGAUCUUCUCUUACCAAGGAGCAACAUUUACAAUUGGAGCUCGACCGCACAAGAAAUGAAUUGAAGAGCAUACGAGCACGGUUGGAAACCCUUGAAUAUCAAAAUGGCACCACACGAAUACGAUGUGAAAGUGAAAUUGAUUUGCGCGUGGCUUACGAAAAUAAAAUCCAAGUUAGAGAUAUGAACUUAAAAGAUUUGAAGGAAGAAAAUAAUAACUAUGUUGAAAAGAAUUAUGAGUUAGAAACAACCAUAUCUGAGCUAAAAGUUAUGCUCAAUGAAUCCAGAGGCGAAAUAUCUGAGAUUAAAAAGAGAAUGAUAGACAUAUCGGGAAAACUUCAAUUUGAAGUAGAUAAGAACUCAGGACUUGAACGACAGGUUGAAUCAUAUGAAGAAAACGCACACAAACUACUUAUGGAAACUAAGAAAAAUGAAAAUAAUCUAGAGAAAGUAAAAGAGUUAUACGAAAAAGCAGUAUGCUCAAGAGAUCAAUACGUUGUGAACUUCGAACGAACAGUAAAAGAGAACAAAGAACUUAGGUCAACUAUUUAUAAUCUGGAUUCUGAGCUAAUGAAAUGCAAAAACGAUUUGGGCUUAUCGCGUGAAGAAAUCGAAACAUUAUAUAAUGAAAGCGCUGCCUUCACUCGUAUAUUAGUCGAGAACAAUAGAGUAAUAGACAUACAGAGCGCAGAGUCUGUCUUGAAACGAAGGGAACAAAGCUUAGAGAGGAGAAUCCACCAGUGGAACCAGCGUGAAGCUCAGGAAAAACAAUUGAUUCCACUGUAUCAUGGACAGAUUCGUGAACUCAAGCGGACUAACGCCAAGCUAAGGACAGAGAAAGAAGAGAGUUAUAGACAGAAAGAAGAAGGAUUGAAGAGGGAGAAACACCUUGGCAGAAAAUUGGAGAAAGCGCAUGACAAGUAUAAUAGGCAAAGAAUCGGAGAGAGGGACGAACAAAGACUGGAGACAAUGGGAAGAAAAUUUGGCAGGCGUGUGACACCAAGAGUACGAAAGUACAGUGGACGAUAUACAGCCGAAAGAAAAAAGGUGUGGAAGUCUCUUGUCUGCAUCAUCGUACUCGCCGUUGUCUACACAAUAUACAACUAUUGGUGUUGACGACAUUGAUGAGUUGGCGGAUGCAACAACAUAAAUUGUACUUGCAAUUAAUUGCAAUAUUAAGAGCAAUAUGUGAUACAACAUUAGUUUGUAUUUUAUCCAAUGAAUACCAGUUCAUGGUAAGUUAAAAUGGUAGCAUCAUAAGUAAAGUGAAAAAAAUGUUGGUAGCUAUAUUCUAGAUAAGCAUGUCAUUGUGUUUAUUAGAUCGAUCUCAAAUUUAAUAUUCGAAAGACAUUCCAGAUAUCUGUUUUGAUACGAAUGUUGUUGCAAAUGUUAGCUUAUUAACGAAAUCCAUUAUGAAAGAUUUAUUGCUAAAUGAUCAACAAAGCUUUGGUAAUUUCUCGGAUGUCUUCCUGGU